AAACCUCUUAACAAGAGUUGUAGUCCCAUCGUCAAUCGAAAAAGGCGUCGUCGCUUUAUCGUGAACGGAUUAACGAAAUAUAUCUCUGGAAAUAAGUGGUGUUUGUUUUAUUUUCGAAUAAGAUGGGAACGCUGACCGAUUUUGGACAGAUUGCUCUGAAAUGGGAUCCGAAAAAUUUGGAAAUUCGUACAAUGUCAGUUGAAAAAACACUUGAGCCUCUAGUACUACAAGUUACAACUCUUGUAAAUACCAAAGGGCCGAGCAAGAAGAAGAAAGGAAAAUCGAAGCGUGCCAGUGCAUUAGUUGCAGCUGUUGAAAAGGCAACCGAAAAUUUUAUUCAAAAAGGUGAACAGAUUGCGUAUGAGAACCCAGAUAUCACACAAGAAAUGUUAACCGCUGUGGAUGAAGUAAAAAAAACGGGAGAUGCUAUGAGCAUUGCAGCUAGAGAAUUUUCUGAAGAUCCAUGCAGCUCGCUGAAGAGAGGCAAUAUGGUGCGGGCAGCUAGAAAUCUGUUGUCAGCUGUUACCCGUUUAUUAAUUUUAGCUGACAUGGUAGAUGUUCAUUUGCUUCUGAAAUCGCUCCAUAUUGUUGAGGAUGAUUUAAACAAACUAAAAAAUGCAUCGAGUCAGGACGAGCUUAUGGAUAAUAUGAAGACUUCAACUUGAGACGAUAUCGUGAGGACGGGGAGACAACUUUUU
This is a messenger RNA of Drosophila suzukii, 698 nucleotides long. Lineage: Eukaryota; Metazoa; Arthropoda; Insecta; Diptera; Drosophilidae. The record is from RefSeq and is a predicted model, not a curated record.